Trypanosoma cruzi is the source of this 588-nucleotide messenger RNA. RefSeq lists its product as uncharacterized. Lineage: Eukaryota; Euglenozoa; Kinetoplastea; Trypanosomatida; Trypanosomatidae. The transcript has a single exon. The record is from RefSeq and is a predicted model, not a curated record. Bases 1 to 588 code for a protein of 195 amino acids.
AUGUCCCGCGUUGAAGAGGCACGGUUGUAUAGUUGGAAUGCGGACCUAGAGAAGCGUGCCGCUGCGGUUCGUUCUGCUAGGUCGAAGCUGGAAGAAAAAAAAGCCGCCUGUAUUCAACUGGAGGCUUCUCUUGUUGAGCUUGCCAACGAAAAUGAUGCUAGUGAACGAAUCUUAUUUCAAAAGGAACAGUACGUUGCAUCCCGGAAAGCUGUACUUGAGCAAGCCAAUACAGAGCGCAGCUCCCAGCGAAGCUUAUUGGAUAGAGAGAGAAAGAAAACGACUAUGGAUGCGGAGCGAGUGGAAAAUGCCCUGGAUAAUGAGUGGCGCGGACUCGAGGAGGAGGAAAAGGCAGCGGAAUUGGGACAUCAUCAACGGAUGAACCGCUUUCAGCAGCAACUGGAAGAGCUUGGGAAGCAGGAGACUGAGCUUAUUGAAAAACUCCGGCAACUUCAGAAUGCGGAGUUAAGUGUAUCGAACCUUUUGCGCCAGCUUAAGCAAAAAGACGAACAGUUGAAGUCUUUGUCAGAGGCAAGAUUGCAGCAUAUGCGAGCAGAGUUGCGAGAGCGCGAGGCUUUUUUGAACCAAUAA